This is a messenger RNA of Bradysia coprophila, 1458 nucleotides long. Its product is annotated as bacillopeptidase F-like. Gene Ontology annotation, molecular function: serine-type endopeptidase activity. Gene Ontology annotation, biological process: proteolysis. The record is from RefSeq and is a predicted model, not a curated record. Lineage: Eukaryota; Metazoa; Arthropoda; Insecta; Diptera; Sciaridae.
AUGAAAAUAAUUCGUGGAAUAAUUCAAAACGCUUUGUUAAUUGCGUUGGUGUUGGCAGCAUCUACUGUGAUCUGGGCAAAAUCCCUUAAAAUUGAUGUUGAACUAAGAAAAACGUUAGAACGAAAUGGACAUGCUAACAUUUUGGUGUCAAUGAGUGCCGGAACUCAAGAUAUUUUAGAUAAUUUGUCCAGUAAAUCAUUUUCGUCUCGUACCGAACGUUCCCAGGCAGUGUACGAUGCACUUACCGCUCGUGCUCAAAGCUCACAGCGCGAGAUUCUUGCUUUCCUAGCAUCGACUUCCACUUUGGAACAAUACAAAUAUGGAAACGUGCAGAGCUUCUGGAUUACGAAUCAAAUUGGUAUACAAGUUGCAAGUGAAGAAUUUAUCGUGAUUCUGGCGUCCAUGGACGAAAUAUCCCUCAUUCAAGAAGAUGACAUUGCACACCUGGAUCUGCCAGUAAUAGAAAAUCGAAACACCACUGAUCCAACAGUUAAUCAAUGGGGUGUUGAAGCAAUCAAUGCGCCAUCAGCUUGGCUCUUAUUUAAUGGAACAACUGGUUUUGGAAUAACGGUAGCCAACAUUGACACCGGUGUACGCUACACGCACGAAAUAUUGCGUGACACUUACAAGAAUGAUGAUCACUCAUGGUACGAUCCAUACAACCAAACUGAAAUUCCAGCUGAUUAUCAUGGACAUGGAACGCACACUAUGGGAACUAUAGUCGGCUCAAAUGGUUUUGGAGUAGCGCCACAAUCGAGAUGGAUUGCUUGCAAGGGAUUGUAUGAUGAUAAUUUUGGAUCAGGAUUAAACCUACUCGCUUGUGGACAGUUUAUGGUUUGUCCGACCGAAUUUACUGGAGCUAAUCCAGACUGCUCCAAAACACCGCAUAUUGUCAGUAACAGCUGGGGUCAGGGUUCGGGUGCAAGCACAUACUAUGAUGGAAUGAUCGCUGCCUGGCAUGCUGCCGGUAUUAUACCUGUAUUUUCAUUGGGAAACGCUGGCACCAAUUGUAAUACUGCUAGAAGUCCCGGUGAUCGUAACGUUAUUGGCGUUGGCUCAACGACGAUCCUAGAUGAGCUAUCCUACUUCAGUUCAGUCGGCCCCACACGAGAUCACAUUAUAAAGCCCGAUAUUUCCGCGCCUGGUUCAUUGGUUGUGUCUGCCGGUCAUCUAAACGAUGACGCGUAUAGAACUAUGAGCGGUACAAGCAUGGCAUGCCCGCACGUAGCAGGAACAAUUGCAUUACUUCUGAGCAGAAAUGGCAAUCUAACAUAUGUGGAGAUAAGAUCAUUGCUCCAAUCGUACGCCGAUCGCAAUUUGACAUUUUCGAAUGUUACGUGCAAUUGGAUCACUGACAAUGUGUUUCCAAACCAUCAUUUCGGGUAUGGUCGGUUAAAUGCAAACAGAUCGUUAGCAGCACUUGCUGAAUUUAAUGAAAGCCCAACUAUGAAAGUUUAA